Prosopis cineraria is the source of this 2271-nucleotide messenger RNA. Its product is annotated as WAT1-related protein At4g08290-like. The transcript is spliced from 6 exons. Gene Ontology annotation, cellular component: plasma membrane. Bases 189 to 1409 code for a protein of 406 amino acids. NCBI's taxonomy places the organism in Eukaryota, Viridiplantae, Streptophyta, Magnoliopsida, Fabales, Fabaceae. Gene Ontology annotation, molecular function: transmembrane transporter activity. The record is from RefSeq and is a predicted model, not a curated record.
CCUCCACAUGUAAAGUGUAGUAAUUGAAUAUUAAGGUUAAAGCAUGCUGAGAUAUACAUAUGUACAUGUAUAUGCUGUGAGGGCAGAGAGAUGGGCGUUAAUUAAGAGCAUUGGGCAUAUUUUAAUGGAAAAGUUGGUGUAUAUAAGGAAGGGCUGGGGUUACAUGUGAUGACAGGACAAGCAGAAGAAUGGGCGAAAUGGUUAGAGAGGAAGAGAGAAUAGGGAAAAUGAGGGGAGAGAUCAGCAGCAGAGGAAUGGGGUGGCUGAGCAGAGCAAAGCCGUAUCUGCUCAUGGUCGGCCUGCAGUUUGGGAUGGCCGGCAACUACAUCUUCGGCAAGGACGUUCUCAACCGCGGCAUGAAUCGUUUUGUCUUCAUUGUCUACCGUAAUUCCAUGGCUUCCUUCUUCCUCGCUCCUUUCGCUCUCUUCCUCGAAAGGAGACGUAGGCCCAGGAUGACGGUCCCAGUUUUUCUGCAGAUAAUGGCACUGGGAUUUCUUGAGCCGGUUUUCAAUCAAAGCUUCACUUACUUGGGGAUGAAAUACACGUCGGCGUCAUUUGCUUCAGCUAUUGUGAACGCCGUCCCGUCCUUCACGUUUCUGCUGGCGGUCAUUUUCCGGAUAGAGAGGAUAAAAGUGAAGGAGAAAAGGAGCGUAGCCAAAGUGAUGGGGACGAUGGUAACGUUUGGAGGGGCAGUAGUGAUGGCUACCUAUAAGGGCCCAGGAUUCAGCAUAUUGCACUCAGCCGCCGCGUCGGAACAUGAAGGAGGCGGCGGCGGCGGCGGCAGUAACCAUGGGCAGACGAGCGGGGCCCUGUACAUACUAAUGGGAUGCGGGGCUCUGUCGGGUUUCUACAUAUUGCAGUCGGUGAUGGUGAAGAGAUACCCGGCGGAGCUCUCACUGGCGACGCUGAUAUGCAUGGCCGGUUCCUUGCAAGCGACUGCGGUGGCGCUGGUGGCGGAGCCUCACUCACGCUCCUGGGCCAUCGGUUUGGACUACCGUCUCUAUGCUCCCCUCUACACGGGGAUAGUGAGUUCGGGAGUAGCAUAUUAUGUGCAAGGGGUAGUGAUGCAACUGAGAGGCCCAGUGUUCGCAACAGCCUUCAAUCCGCUCUGCAUGAUCAUCGUUGCUGCUCUGGGCUCCCUCCUCCUCCGCGAGCAAAUCCAUCUUGGCAGUAUUAUAGGAGCCAUCAUCAUCGCUCUGGGCCUUUACUCUGUCGUGUGGGGUAAAGCCAAGGACCUCUCCCAAUCGCACCCUGAUUCAUCAUCCCCCCAGAAACCACCAAAUUCUGCUGCAACUCUCCAGGAUCAUGAUGAUCUCAGGCUAGACACUACUACUCACGACAUGGCUCAAGUGCAGCUCGACCUGCAGUUAUCCAAAAUGGAAGCUCAACAACCAAACGCCAAGCUCUAGACCGUCUAAUGCCCGCCUUCUUUUCCAAUAGAUGCACAUACUGGUGUGUCUCUUCGCUUUGUGUCAAAUAUUUUGGCUUAGGUUGGUUCAUCAUGUACUCAUUUCAGAUCUGGAAGUGCAGCAUUUUCACUUUUGUGAGAUAGCAGGUUCUAGCCAGUGGAGGGGUUCGCCUUUCCCUAGGAGACUAGUUUUAUCUAUAGCUAGCUUGACGAUGUCAUCGAUAUCUAUCAGUACCUGUUUAUUAUUCUUGUCCUUUAAAUUACUGGUGAACCGUAUCUUUAUAUUACUCGGCCCGUGCACCCUCAUGCUUUUUACUUCUAGAAAUGAAACAGGAACUUCCCGGUGAACAAGAUGAAUCACAUUCAUUUGUUCAUGAGAGGCGGGAGAUUAAGGUUGGUUUUAUUAAGUGAAAUAUCAAAGAAAUUAAGAGUCGAGAUGCAUCUCGUUUCACAAUGUAAAAUGAAGUCAUGAAAUAAUCUGUUAUGGUUAUCUAUAAAAAUCACAGAACAGUGGUGCAGAAAAUCUGAGAAUGAGAGAAACAGAUGAAGAAGUUGCAGCAGCCGCAGAGGGAAGAGGAAGAAACUUCAAAGGAAGGAGAAGAGAAGCCGAAGCAUGUCAGAGGAGACAAGACAAAAUUCUUCACAGUUCACUCCACUUGCUUCCACCAUCUAUUAUACCCUAAAAUCUCUUUCCAUGUCAGCCCACGUCUCCAAAGCCCAAUAAUCACAUCUUGCCACCCAUUAGUCACUAUCUCAUGGUCCCAAUUCUUGUUAUCAUGAAGUCCAUCCAUUACAUAAACCUUCCGCGGAUUUCCCUUUGCGGUGCAACUUCACAUCAGUUUCAGUAAAUGAAUUUUUCACAA